CGAUUUAUCCAAGAUUAUCAUCGAGGCGUAUUUUCGCAGAGACAGAUCAUGAUGAUAGCCUUGCCCAGGAGUUUUACGAGAGAUUAAGUAUCCAUAUUCCUAAUAUCAGCCAGUUUGAGAAGGAUUGGUACGCGUCUUUGUUCCGUAACCGGCUUCGUCAAAUCACUACUCUGCAUGAUAUUGGCAUCAUUCACGGUGACGUUCGGGAUGACCAUUUUCGCCUUCCUAAGGAUUAUUAUGACACAGUUCUCUACGACUUUUCCGUAUCCUAUACAUUCUCGCCCUCCAUGCCUUGUCGCAGGCGCCGGCGCCGUCCGUUUUUAACUAUGGCAAAAAUUGAAAAGCAGCAGCUCCAGGAAAUUUUAUUUCACCGUGCUCAAAGAUUCGAUUUUCGUCGUCAUCUUGCCGAAUAUUCAACUUUGGACCUUGACACUAUUGAGAAAAUGUGCUUUGAAACAAUCGAAGAAGACGAGGAAAAUUUGGAAUUAGUUGCCUUGAAGGUUGCGAAUCGACCUGAUGCCUCGAUAUUCCCAUUCUUAGAGGGUAUUCGCCCGAAAGAACAUCCGACUUGGCAUAUUAGCAGAGCCAGAUGCUUGCCGCGGUAUACUUAUGCUUGGGCUAUAAAAGCAGGAAAUACAGACAUGUUUGAUAUGAAAUUGAUUUCUCUUGAUGGAGAAUCAUUUGUUGAUAUGGAAAUACCUGAUAUGCAUGGCGAGACUUAUGUUGUUAUUCUAUUUCCUCGGACCUGUGUUAAGAAUGACAUGCGAGAAAGACUACCGGCUGUCUGCAAUCAUCUCAUGUCAUCAGAUGAAAUAGGCAUUGUCAUAUCACAAUCAGAAUUCCAAAAAAUGUGAGUUCAGCUAAAUCAAGGGGCACUGCAUUUUCUGUGGCUAAACGAGAGAGAU
Molecule: messenger RNA, 905 nt
Organism: Aspergillus wentii DTO 134E9
Lineage: Eukaryota; Fungi; Ascomycota; Eurotiomycetes; Eurotiales; Aspergillaceae
Exons: 3
Coding region: 288-854 (188 amino acids)
Source: RefSeq, a predicted model, not a curated record